AUGGAGCCGCGUCUCAAGGUAAGAUUUCUGCAAAAAUAUUGUCAAAAAAGCUCAGCUCGGAAAGCAAUAACUGGCGUUCUCCCCGUCACCGUAUUGAUCGGUCGGUCGAGUAUCCGAAAGCGGGCGGUUCUGUUCAGUUGGAGCUAUUUUAUCUUUGUCUCUCUAAGUCUGUGAUAUACGUUUAUGUGAACUGCUGAUUUGAAUGUGCUGUGAGACACUACUGCUCCGCCCGCAAUUUAUUCUGUGUCUUCACCUCAUCGUUUCAUGGGUUUGCUGAAUGCAAUGCUUAGUAUUCAGGCUGUACUUGGUGUCCAACAAGUAAGAAUAUAAAGAGAACUUGCUCCGUCUGUUUUGCUAUAAAAAAAUAAGCCAGACGGAAAACAACUUCCAGAUAAACAUCCGUGUGAAGUUUCAGAUCGAUGUCGGUGCAAGCAGUUCUUCGACAAAUGGGACGUCUUCCGCGCACACGGAAGCGCGAGAAAACCCGCCACAAACUAUGCCGCCGCCUUCUUCCGACUGGAACAAUCAGUUCAGUUCGCCAGAUGCAGUGAGUCCAAAGGCAAAUGGCAACAAGUGCUACAGUCCGUACUCACAGGAAGACAUGGGUCCGUUUGUGGAGCAGCUGUUACCCUACGUCAGAGCCAGUGCGUACAACUGGUUCCAUCUGCAGGUACGGAGAAAAAAGGAUUGUAUAGAGAUGAAAAGAGCGCGUUUUUCAGGCAGCAAAACGAAGAUAUUUCAAAGAAUUCGAUCGCAAAAUGAGUGCGAAAGACGAAAGCAGGAAGCUUGUCGAAUUGCAGGUGGGACUAAUGAGCAAGAGAAUGGUACCAUUACCGAAAGAGUAAUCAAUUUCAGAACGAUCGAGACGACAUGAAAGUGAAGUGGGCGUCGCGGCUGCUCGGAAAGAUAAAGAAGGACAUACAGCACGACCACAAAGACGCAUUCGUCUCCGCGGUAAACUCGGUUCAUUCAGAAACGAAAUAAAUGGUUUCCCAUUCCAGAUCAACGGACUUCGACCGGGAGAUUGUAUUCUGUCAGUGGCGGACCAGAAAGGGAAAAUGAGACGAAUCGAUUGCUUGCGACAAGCGGAUAAGGUCUGGAGACUCGAUUUAGUCACCAUUAUCUUGUUCAAAGUGAGAUUUUUGUCCGAAUUGUUAAAGUUAACAAAAGUGUUCAGGGCAUACCUCUGGAAAGCACAGACGGAGAGAGACUCGAGCGGAUUGAUUCGUGCUCGAUGCCCAACCUAUGUAUCAAUCCAUUUCACAUGUCGAUCGGAGUUCGCGCGCUUGACAUUUUCAUGGCAAAUUAUUUGAAAGACGUAGACACGAAAAUACUUUUAGCCUAUAACGGCGAUAGAGUAGAAGAAGGCGAACCGACUGUGGUUGUGAAGCAGGAGCCGAUAGAACAGCCCAUUGUGGCGCCUCAAGCGAUUCUCGGCACUAGUGACACUCAUAAUCGAGUGUGGGACACUCCGGUCACCCUCGAAUAUGACCCCAUGCAAGCCUGCCACACCUACUUCGGCGGUCGUGCCACUUACUUGCAACAGUCAGCAUCCACUGCCUACACGUACUUUGUUAACAAAGAUGCCGUCGACAACAACUUCUUCGACGAGAAAACACACGUUUUGCGUCUUCCUCCGCCUCCUGCACAGAGCUGCCUGACCACGAUCGUCGACUUUCCGGAAGCGAGCACAUCGGGGUCUCAGCCAUUGGAAAUAUCGGAUGAUUCGAACGACGAACCGUUGGAAAAGCGGAGCAGAGAUCUCUCGUCGCACGACUCACCUAAUUCCAGGUAAAAUAUUUUCAUCUUUACUGAAAAGUGUCGUAUGAAUAAGAAUCGGAUGAUAUCUAAUCUGAAACUGAGCAGCUUUUAAUUAGUACUAGUUUCAGCACAAACGAUGAAGUUCGUCGUAUCGUUGAGUCAGGAGAAAGCAUGAUCCGCGCACAACAUCGGAGUUCCAUAUGGACUCCGACAGGCAGCUACGCACGGAUGCAAAACAACAAUCAGAACGUCGGCGAAUCAGCGAGGCCUGUUCGAUUGGCAACCGAUUUUCAAAACGGCGGAAUUGAUAGACCUAUUUCGUUCCGUCCAGCAAAGCCAGUACGUCGAAUGACGGUGAAUGCCGGAAACCACGGAGACGUCGGAGUGGUGGUUGUCGAUGCACGUCAUCAGGAUGCGGCACAGCUAAAUGGUAAGCUGGCGGCCUACUUGAACAGUGCUAAUAACUCUCUGAAUUCAAACGAUUCAGCACAAAGCCUUGCUACUGCACUCAAUUCCCUCCGGACGUCGCCUGCCAUUCUGCGAGGAAGCCCGAUCGGCCGGAAGCGGGGACAUCCACACGCAGGCAGUCAGCUAGACUUGUUCAGUGCCCAGUACAUGACUGAAGCAUACAAAAGUAAGUAGUUGCCAAUUUGAAUGAACGAAACGAACCCUCAUUAUGAUCUAGGUAUAGCUGCCUCGUCAAGUAGCAAUGUGUCUCCGCCGCAUGCGGUCGUUGCCAAUCUGAGAGAAAGCAGCGGAUACACUUCCAGCCCGACCAAGUUCACGACUGCCAGAGGGGAUACAACUAGCUUCAGGUAACUGACAACUCUCCUAUCACAUUAUCCCAUUCUGCUUGCAGUAAAAUAUUUCAAAAAGUGGAAGAAAAGCACGGCCAACGGCAGAACCAGCAACAGCAACAACAGCCGAGUACGAGUUACUGCAGCACUCCGCUGCAGCAGUCUCCGUAUUUGAUAAACUCGAAACUGCCUGCUUCUGCUGUCAAGCUCAUAGCUCCGGUACCGAUCAAACCGCAGAUGGUAUCCAUCUCCGGAUGCAGUUCCAUCGUCGCCUCUCCCAUCACGACCCCUCGGAUCACUCCGUUCCGAAUGCUGGAAGAAGACUCGCAAUCGUUUGUGAAUGUGCUCGGACAGCUGACGAACAGCAGCGAUAGUAUUCGUAAGAAUACCGGGUCUAUUUCAUUAAACUUUGUUGUUUUCAGAAGACCAGUUUCUACAGUACAUCAACGAGUCGCAUUCUCGCUCUCCGCUGCUAUCCGGAAGUAAUGGGACCUUCUCCGCGCUCACAAUGGGAGCUGUGAACGGUUUGCCUCCGAUCACAUCCGCAAAUCGUCCGGAUAGCUCCGCGAGCAAGUAAGCAUUCCAGAAAUGUCUAAUUUGUUCUGAAAGUUUUUUUUAGCGGAUCGAAUUCUCUGACCGGAGCGAUGGGACUGAUUGCUCCGCCGACCAUCGCACUCGCUGUUUCACAAACUCCCACUGCCAUGUCUCCACUUCAUCCGGUAAGCUCCACGUCAUCAGCAUGGAUAAAUUACUGAUUCUCUCAGCGACUCAAUCUGCCUCCAUGCUCUCCGUCCUCUUCGAACUCAUCUCUCGGUGCCGCCAAUCAAGCUCCUAUCUCGAGCAUCGCGAAAGAUCCGAACGCUCCGAAGCUGCCGACUGACUUUGCGCAGGCGAUGAGCAACGAGAAGAAGUGA
Molecule: messenger RNA, 3472 nt
Organism: Caenorhabditis sp. 36 PRJEB53466
Lineage: Eukaryota; Metazoa; Nematoda; Chromadorea; Rhabditida; Rhabditidae
Source: the annotation of a GenBank genome assembly